GCCGUCCCUAGAGUAGAGAUGGCGGCGACGGCAGCCGAGGUUGCGGCCUCUGGCUCUGGAGAGGCCCGGGAAGAAGCCGAAGCUCCGGGUCCGGCUUGGGAUGAGUCCCAGCUACGAAGUUACAGCUUUCCGACCAGGCCCAUCCCACGUCUGAGCCAGAGUGACCCGCGGGCGGAAGAGCUCAUCGAAAAUGAGGAGCCUGUGGUGCUGACCGACACAAACCUUGUGUAUCCUGCACUGAAGUGGGAUCUCGAAUACCUGCAAGAGAAUAUUGGCAACGGGGAUUUCUCUGUGUACAGUGCCAGCACCCAUAAGUUCUUAUACUAUGAUGAGAAGAAGAUGGCCAAUUUCCAGAACUUUAAGCCAAGGUCCAACAGGGAGGAAAUUAAAUUUCAUGAGUUCGUUGAGAAACUAGAAGCUAUACAGCAGCGCGGGGGAGAAGAGCGGUUGUAUCUGCAGCAAACACUCAAUGACACCGUGGGUAGAAAGAUUGUCAUGGACUUCUUGGGUUUUAACUGGAACUGGAUUAAUAAACAACAGGGGAAACGUGGAUGGGGGCAGCUGACCUCUAACCUGUUGCUCAUCGGCAUGGAAGGAAAUGUGACACCUGCUCACUAUGAUGAGCAGCAGAACUUUUUUGCCCAAAUAAAAGGCCAUAAGAGAUGCAUCUUAUUUCCUCCGGAUCAGUUCGAGUGCCUCUAUCCAUACCCUGUCCAUCACCCCUGUGAUAGGCAGAGCCAGGUGGACUUUGACAAUCCUGACUACGAGAGGUUCCCCAAUUUCCGAAAUGUGGUUGGUUAUGAAACAGUGGUUGGCCCUGGGGAUGUUCUUUACAUCCCGAUGUACUGGUGGCACCACAUAGAGUCAUUACUAAAUGGGGGAAUUACCAUCACUGUGAACUUCUGGUAUAAGGGGGCUCCUACCCCCAAGAGAAUCGAAUAUCCUCUCAAAGCUCAUCAGAAAGUAGCCAUCAUGAGAAACAUUGAGAAGAUGCUUGGAGAGGCCUUGGGGAGCCCACAAGAGGUGGGGCCUUUAUUGAACACCAUGAUUAAAGGCCGUUACAACUAACCUGCCAGAAGGUCACGGCCUCCUGCCAGGUGAUUGCUGUUCUGCCCACAUGCUUCGUUGAUGAGGACAGGACACUCCAAGCACUAGUAUUGCACGCUGCACUUAAUGGACUGGACUCUUGCCAUGGCCCUGGAGGCAGGUGUCUGAGGCGAGGCAGGGUAGUUGACUCUAUUCCCAUUUGGAAAGGUUUCUCACCCUUGCCUCUUGAGCCCCAGAACCUUCCCUCUUUGCCCCCCUGAAGUCCUGCAUUUAGUGUGUGGA
Mus pahari (shrew mouse) is the source of this 1329-nucleotide messenger RNA. RefSeq names its product hypoxia inducible factor 1 subunit alpha inhibitor (gene Hif1an). Gene Ontology annotation, molecular function: peptidyl-histidine dioxygenase activity; [protein]-asparagine 3-dioxygenase activity; ankyrin repeat binding. Gene Ontology annotation, biological process: peptidyl-aspartic acid hydroxylation; negative regulation of Notch signaling pathway. NCBI's taxonomy places the organism in Eukaryota, Metazoa, Chordata, Mammalia, Rodentia, Muridae. Gene Ontology annotation, cellular component: cytoplasm; nucleus. Bases 19 to 1068 code for a protein of 349 amino acids. The record is from RefSeq and is a predicted model, not a curated record. The transcript is spliced from 8 exons.